CUGAGGAACAAGGCUAGGAGAACCACUCGACUGCAGCAGUGAUCUCGGUCAGAAAGAAAAAACUAAACAAAAGGAACCGGGUCUACAAAGAUACACUGACUAAAAGUCUGACAGAGACCGGAGUGAUAGACCCAGCGCUUAUAGAGCGUUAUAACACUCCAGGGUUCAUAGGCUGUCUGUCACGCGUCCAGUUCAACGGAGUCACACCCCUGAAAACAGCCCUAAGAAACCUUGUAGCAGACAGACCGAUAGACAGACAUCCAGACAAACCGACAGACAGACAGUCUGUGCCAGUGUCCUACCAGGGUAAGCUGGUAGAAUCUAACUGUGGAGCCUCGCCUCUCACCAUCCCACCAAUGUCUGCUGCCACCGAUCCUUGGCGCCUGGACUCAGGUGCAGAGUUCCCAUUUAAUGAAGAGAGAGUGAUCCCAGAUGGAGUUAACAGGAAGUCAGCCAUUAUAGGAGGUAUCAUUGCCGUGGUGAUCUUCACCAUCCUGUGCACGCUGGCGUUCCUGAUUCGCUACAUGUUCCGUCACAAGGGCUCCUACCACACCAAUGAGUCGAAAGCGGCGGAGCCAGCCAGUGGCGAAUCAGCUGACACCACCAUCAUCGGCACCGACCCCAACCCAGAGACCAUCGACGAAUCAAAGAAAGAGUGGUUCAUCUAACUGCCAAUAGAAAGACAGAGAGAGAGAAGGGGUGGCUGUGUAUCUAACCAACAACCACAUGAGAAAUGGAGAGUGGGAGGUUCAUUUAUUGACCAAUCACAGGAGAGAUGGAAAGAAAUGUCAUCCAAUAGUGUCCCUACUGAAUGGAGGAGGGGGUGGAAGUGGGUAAAGAAUGGUGUACAGAAAUCAGAUUUUUUUUCAUAAAAGCAGAAGAAAGAAGAGAGUCUAUUGGAACGUUGCGUUGAGAGACUAAAUCUGUACAUAGUAACUGAUGAGUCCUUCUUUGUAUUGUAUUUGGGAGUUGUCAGGAGUCCUUUGAAUACAUAAUAGAUAUAUAAUAACAGAUCUGGAUCAAAUACAUAUCUCAAGUACAUUAAAAUGUCAUUGAUUCAGCUUGGAGUUUGCACUUUUGGGACUAUUCUGUUGUCUCCAUUGUACCAAACUAAAUCAAACUCAAUUAGCACAGCUCAAGUUAUUUGACUUAUGUAUUUGACCUCUGUAUAUUAAUAAUAAUAAUAACCACUGGAUCAUACACUAGCACAGACUUGUUUGUUUUUUAAAGGGGCAAUCAGGAGUUGCUACAUCCAUUUUUGGACUUAUAAAUUCAUUAUAUGUACUCAUUCAUUCUUGAAGAAUGUAACUUAUAAAUGUCUCAUGAGCUUAGUUCAACUGCCAUACCCAAUCAGAACCUGAAAUAUAAGCUUGUUUUACUCCAAUGUUUGAAAGCAAAGUAGAUGUAAACAAACACUAUAUAGCCUCAAA
Molecule: messenger RNA, 1430 nt
Organism: Salvelinus namaycush (lake trout)
Lineage: Eukaryota; Metazoa; Chordata; Actinopteri; Salmoniformes; Salmonidae
Product: contactin-associated protein-like 2
Exons: 4
Coding region: 357-668 (103 amino acids)
Cellular component (GO): cortical cytoskeleton; membrane
Source: RefSeq, a predicted model, not a curated record